Messenger RNA from Mycena citricolor, 933 nucleotides. NCBI's taxonomy places the organism in Eukaryota, Fungi, Basidiomycota, Agaricomycetes, Agaricales, Mycenaceae. The record is from the annotation of a GenBank genome assembly.
AUGAUCCGCCACCGUAUUCCGACGGCCGCCUACCGUAGUUUCACAAAGAAAAACGCCGACGAAGCCAAAGCCUUUCUCGAAACGCUGAAAGCGCCUUACGUGCUGAAAGCCGACGGACUGGCCGCCGGAAAAGGAGUGCUGAUCGUCAAUUCGCUCGAAACGGCGAAAGCCGAGCUGGAUACGAUGCUCAACGGGCGUUUCGGGCACGCCGGCGACACGGUCGUGAUCGAAGAGUUCCUGUCGGGAAUCGAAUGUUCGGUUUUCGUAGCCACCGACGGCAAGAAUUUCAGCGUGCUGCCCGUCGCAAAAGAUUACAAGCGGAUCGGCGUCGGGGACACCGGCCCGAACACCGGCGGCAUGGGGGCCGUAUCGCCGGUUCCGUUCGCCGACGCAAAAUUUAUGGACAAGGUCGUAUCGACCAUCGUCGAACCGACCGUCAAAGGGCUCUCUGCCGAUAAGAUCGACUACAAAGGAUUUAUUUUCAUCGGAUUGAUGAACGUGCAAGGCGAUCCUUAUGUGAUCGAAUACAACGUCCGCAUGGGCGAUCCCGAAACCGAAGCGGUGCUGCCGCGCAUCGAAUCGGACAUCGUCGAACUGUUCCAGGGCAUCGCUUACGGCGGACUCGACCAAUACGAACUGAAAAUCACCCCGGCGACCGCCGCCACAGUGGUCUGCGUAUCCGGCGGCUACCCGGGCGACUAUGCCAAAGGCAUGGAAAUCAAAGGACUCGGCAACACGGCAGACAGCGUCGUCUUCCAUGCGGGAACCACGGCCAAAGGCGGCAAAACGUUUACGGCAGGCGGGCGCGUGCUGGCCGUCACGUCGUUCGGCGACAACAUUACGGACGCCGUCGGCAAAUCCUACAAAACGAUCGAAGGAAUCGGCUACGAAGGGAAAUACUACCGCACGGACAUCGGAAAAGACCUGCUGUAA